GUCCCUAGAGUAAGAGCGGGGACACAUUGGGUUUGCUGGGAAAUGGGAGAACAGGACUGAGAAUUGUGUGCUCAUGUGUAACAGACUGGUAGAAGAGACAGCUGUAGGAAGCACUUUAUUGCAGAAAGUCCAUGGCUCGGAGCAGAUGUGCUACUCAGAGCUGAGCCCCUCAUAUUGUGCAUGUGUGAUAUUUGCUUAAAGAGAAAUCCACGUUUAAUGGUUCUUGGAAUCAUAAUGCACCUUAGAAAAAUAAUCAGUUUCAGCUUGGACUUAAGCCCCAGUGUUCAUAAGGUGUACAGUGCUGGGGAAAUAGUGGAAGGCAAAGUGGUCUUGGAGCUGUGCAAGGAGCUGCGGGUGUCUGCCCUAGAGGUGUGUGGCAGGGGGCUGGCAACAGUUCACUGGCUGGAGAGUCGCAGUGUUGGCAUGAACACUGUCUACAGCGAUUUCACCUCAUAUGAGACCUAUCUGCGGAAGCGUCAGCAUCUAAUUAGAGAUAAUGGCACACUUACCAUGCUGCCAGCAGGAAGGCAUGAAUUUCCCUUCAGCUUUCAACUGCCUGAGACCCUAGUAACGUCAUUUGAAGGAAAGCAUGGAAGUGUUCGCUAUUGGGUAAAGGCAAAGUUGCAUCGUCCAUGGUGUACAGUGAAGAAAGUCAAGAAGGAAUUCACUGUAAUAGAACCUAUUGAUAUCAACACUCCAGAUCUCUUGGCUCCACAAGCUGGCAGCAAGGAGAAGAUUGCACAUGCCUGGUACUGCAACCUGGGGCAUGUCUCAGUCACUGCAAAGAUAGACCGUAAAGGCUAUACUCCAGGUGAAGUGAUUCCGAUCUUUGCUGAAAUUGACAACUGCACUACCCGUGCUGUGAUACCCAAGGCAGCUAUUAUCCAGUCGCAGGCAUUCGUUGCUCGUGGUACCAUGAAGCAAAAGAAAUCUGUGGUAGCCACUUUGGCAGGGGAUGCAGUGCCUGCAGGAAAAAGGGAAACCUGGCAUGGACGAGCUCUAAAAAUCCCACCUCUUGGUCCCUCCAUCUUGCAGUGUCGGAUUAUCCGUGUGGAAUAUACUCUGAAGGUUUGUGUUGAAAUUCCCGGUUCUUCAAAUUUGGUUCUGGAGCUGCCAUUGGUGAUUGGUACUAUCCCACUGCACCCAUUUGGAAGUAGGACCUCCAGUGUUGGAAGUCAGUAUAGUGUCAACUUGGAAUGGCUGCGUAUGACUGUACCUGAACAGCCUGAACCUCCUCCUGAUUAUUCUUCAGUGGUGUCUGAAGAGGAGGCAGAACACAACCUUUCUCCUCCACAUCAUUCUAGCAUGGGCUGUUUGCUAGAAGGGCCAUUCUAUGCUUACAUCCAAGAAUUCAGAAACAGACCUCCUCCUCUUUACUCCGAGGUUGAUCCUAAUCCUCCCACUGCAGACAUCAGACCACGUUGCAUGACCUGCUGAAAGAUGACUGCCAGCAAACUGAAUUGUCUAUGUAACGUAAAGCAGUUGAGCUUAGACUGAAAAUGUCCUCACCUCCAACUGGAGGUUUCCUCUGGGAGAACUGAUCCAGAGGUAGGAGGAAACAGACUUAUGCCUGUCUUCCCAUGGAGAAAUGAAGCUUUCCAUGCAAGAGAUGGGUCUGGUGUUCCAGUGCAUCACCAGUGUCUCCCAGAAAGCAGUCUGUAAAAGGAAGAGGAGGCGAGGAAUGAUCAUUUUAACCACUAUUGAACCUUUGAGUCAGUGAUUAUAGUCUGCUUAUAAUGUGAUUAUAAUCUGUUUAUUGAGCUCUGGGGAAAAACAGGCUUUCUGCACUUCUAAAGAAAAAACUAAGCUGUUAUGAGAUGUUACUAAAACUGUAAUAGUACAGCAUUUUUAUUUUUUUCUAGACAAUUGUACAUUCUAGCUGAAAUUGUCAAAUGCCUGACAUCACCCAGCAUGUUGCAGGCUUUGCUUGCCCAGAGCACAGAAACCAAACUGUUAAGGGCUAAGCAUUUCACACAACCAAAGUUAAUGUUUACAGUACAGUCAGUCUGGUUCAUAGUUUGCUUAGCAGGUGCUGAGCUAAAGAAUGUUCUGCCUUUUUCAUUCUUUAAACAUUGUAGAGCAGAUAUUUUCCCCCUGUAAUUUCUACAGUGCCUGCAUACAACCAAAGAUUGAACUGGGAUCUAAAAAAGAAAAAAGUUUACUUUUAUUAUGACAUCUGCUUGACCUAUGGAAUAGCUAUACACACAGUAUCUGCCUUAAUUUGUUAUUCCAUGCCAUGGCAGCAGUAGCCUUAAAGCAAACCUUUUUUUUUUUUUUUUUUUUUUUUUAAGUCCUCUUAAGGGAGAAAAAAAAAAGAUACAUAUUAAUUAUGAGUUGAAAGUGAACUUUAUAAAAUUGUAAUAGUGUAAGCUUUGUAAGUUUAUAUUUCAAGCACAUUGAUUUAUUAUUUAUUCAAUCUGUAAAAUCACCUUAUAUUUUUUCAGUAUUAAUGAAAGAGGAUUGCUUUGAAAGCGGAAUUUGGUGCUACAGUGCCUUUUCAUUCUAUUAAGUGACCUUACAUAUAAGUCAGGACUUUAAACUCUGAGAUGGGAUUACUCAUGACCCUCGGGCUGUUGAAAAAAUACUUCAGUGGGAAAUUUCCAGAUAUUCCCUGUAUUCCCUGUAAAACAAACAAAAAAAAAAAACUUCAGAUUUUGUUGCCUUAAGAUCACUGUAUAAUUCAAAACAAAAAACUGCGGAAAACAAAGUGAACAUUCCAGUUGCUGUUUGUGUAAGGGCUGCACACUUGCUUUAAAUUUACAACAAAAUCAGGAGACCUGUGAACCUUACUGCUGCAACUUCUUUAUUGCUGGAGAUAUCUUAUUCUCACAGCAGAUCUGUGAAUUGCAGAAGAUAUAAUGUGGUAUUUAUGGUUCUUUGCAUUUACACUGUAAAUAUUUUUACUGCAUUUGCGAUUGGUUGGCUGCAUUGAAAAUUCCAAUUAAUAUGCAAUUGUGUAUAUACAUUUUUUCAUAAUAAAUAACUUUGCAUUUAAGAGCU
This is a messenger RNA of Xenopus tropicalis (tropical clawed frog), 3000 nucleotides long. RefSeq names its product arrestin domain containing 2 (gene arrdc2). Lineage: Eukaryota; Metazoa; Chordata; Amphibia; Anura; Pipidae. The record is from RefSeq and is a predicted model, not a curated record. The transcript has 8 exons. Bases 181 to 1437 code for a protein of 418 amino acids.